Rhinopithecus roxellana (golden snub-nosed monkey) is the source of this 1784-nucleotide messenger RNA. RefSeq names its product WD repeat domain 34 (gene DYNC2I2). Gene Ontology annotation, cellular component: cytoplasmic dynein complex; ciliary plasm. Bases 1 to 1692 code for a protein of 563 amino acids. The transcript is spliced from 10 exons. Gene Ontology annotation, biological process: intraciliary transport. Lineage: Eukaryota; Metazoa; Chordata; Mammalia; Primates; Cercopithecidae. The record is from RefSeq and is a predicted model, not a curated record. Gene Ontology annotation, molecular function: dynein heavy chain binding; dynein light chain binding.
AUGCUUCUUUCUCUGGCGGAGAAGAAUCAUUACUUUUCUUUCUUCCAGGCCUUGCAGGGGUGGAGGUCGCGCCUGAGUGCGUCGGCACGAGAGGGCGGAACCGUCUCCAGGGCAACCCGUGCGCAGUCCGGGCUACUGGAGCCGACUGGAAGCGCGGGAGUUGCGGUGCUGGCGACGGGCGGGGUUGCGAGCAGCCCGGGGCCGGGGCGGCCAGGGCCACUGCAGGACGAGACCCUGGGUGUGGCGUCCGUGCCCUCGCAGUGGAGGGCCGUCCAGGGCAUCCGCGAGGAGACGAAAAGCUGCCAGACGGUCAGCAUUGCCACUGCCAACGCGUCCGCCCAGGCCCGGAAUCAUGUGGACGCCCAGGUGCAGACGGAGGCCCCUGUGCCCGUCAGCGUGCAGCCCCUGUCCCAGUACAACGUGCCUCGGCUCGCAGCCUUUCUUCGGAGAGUGGAGGCCAUGGUCAUCCGAGAGCUGAACAAGAACUGGCAGAGCCACGCGUUUGAUGGCUUCGAGGUGUCUUGUCUGUAUACCCUGGGCUACCCCCCAGCCCAAGCGCAGGGUCUGCAUGUGACCGGCAUCUCCUGGAACUCCACUGGCUCUGUGGUGGCCUGUGCCUACGGCAGGCUGGACCAUGGGGACUGGAGCACACUUAAGUCCUUCGUGUGUGCCUGGAACGUGGACCGGCGAGGCCUGAGUCCCCGGCAGCCAUCGGCCGUGGUGGAGGUCCCCAGCGCUGUCCUGUGUCUGGCUUUCCACCCCACGCAGCCCUCCCAUGUUGCAGGAGGGCUGUACAGUGGCGAGGUGCUGGUGUGGGACCUGAGCCGUCCUGAGGACCCGCUGCUGUGGCGCACAGGCCUGACGGAUGACACCCACACAGACCCUGUGUCUCAGGUGGUGUGGCUGCCCGAGCCCGGGCACAGCCACCGCUUCCAGGUGCUGAGUGUAGCCACCGACGGGAAGGUGCUGCUCUGGCGUGGCGUCGGGGCGGGCCAGCUGCAGCUCACGGAGGGCUUCGCCCUGGUCAUGCAGCAACUGCCACGGAGCACCAAGCUGAAGAAGCAUCCCCGGGGGGAGACCGAGGUGGGCGCCACGGCAGUGGCAUUCUCCAGCUUUGACCCGAGGCUGUUCAUUCUGGGCACGGAAGGUGGCUUCCCGCUCAAGUGUUCCCUGGCAGCUGGAGAGGCAGCCCUCACGCGGAUGCCCAGCUCUGUGCCCCUGCGGGCCCCGGCACAGUUGACCUUCUCCCCCCACGGUGGUCCCAUCUAUGCUGUGAGCUGUUCCCCCUUCCACAGGAAUCUCUUCCUGAGCGCUGGGACCGACGGGCAUGUCCACCUGUACUCCAUGCUGCAGGCCCCUCCCCUGAUCUCGCUGCAGCUCUCCCUCAAGUAUCUGUUUGCUGUGCGCUGGUCCCCAGUGCGGCCCUUGGUUUUUGCAGCUGCCUCUGGUGAAGGUGACGUGCAGCUGUUUGAUCUCCAGAAAAGCUCCCAGAAACCUACAGUUUUGAUCAAGCAAACCCAGGAUGAAAGCCCUGUCUACUGUCUGGAGUUCAACAGCCAGCAGACUCAGCUCUUGGCUGCGGGCGAUGCCCAGGGCACAGUAAAGGUGUGGCAGCUGAGCACAGAGUUCACAGAACAAGGGCCCCGGGAAGCUGAGGACCUGGACCGCCUGGCAGCAGAAGUGGCCACCUGAGGGGUCCCGGGAGGCGGGUGCAAGCCUUCGCUGUGCCGAGCCUUAUGUUUCUGACAACAAGCUGAAUGAAGAAAAGCAAAGUUUUGGGGGAA